CGAAGGCACGGGUUAAAAGUUCAAUGUACGUGAGUCAGCAGCGAAGGAAAAACUUAAGCCAACCCAACAAACAAUUAUGCGGCACAGUUGCCAAAAAAAAGGGGAAAAGAAAAUCACGAAAUGAAUCAACAACAUUAUUUAUGCAGCAGUUUUGGAGCAUCCAAAUUCGAGAGCCAUGUUGCGCGUUGACCUGAAGGCCUUGUUGCAAAUCUCAAUGUCGACGCCGGGAGCGUUGCAAAUACACAAGCGCAUCCAAUUGAAGGGCAAUGUGAGUUAUAUCAUUUGCUGCGAGCUGCACGAUGGCCUGUUGACCAUCAAACAGGCGCGUCGUCUGAAGCUGGGGCGAACUAGAAGACGCACCAAGAGGCAGCAAAAAGGGUUAUCAACAGCUAAGCAGCCAACAACUGUGAUGUCCUUGCAAGGAAGUCUAUCUAGCAAAACAAGCAAGCCAAAUGUUCGUAGUCAUGAUGCGAGGGUGGACACACAGGACUUGAAAUUUAUGAUGAACCAAUAUCAACAGACCUCUAUGCAAAAUAGUUUCACGAUUGGCACCCAGACGAGGCAACUUCACUUAGUGUCUCAAUCCACGCAAAUCGGCCGAAGCUUGGAGACAAAAACUACUCAGACACAGGUAGAGCCAAUGUUGUCUGCUAUGGCCAGCACUAUGACGGAUGCUGAGUUGCAGUAUCGCAACUGUGGCACACAGACCACCCAGGAGCAGGAUGAGGAUGAGGAUGAACUAUUGUCGCCCCACUUAGGGCUGCUGCAUCAGCUGCUCAUAAUGAGCAACACUCAGGGACAGUUGCUAAUGCGAGGCGUGGAGGGCAUAAAUCAACUGAUAGAAUGCAAAACCCUCGAGAUAGAAAAGCAAAGCCUGGAAGCCACAACGACGGCUGACGUCAAGCAACUGUGUGCCAAAAGUUAUGCGAUAUUGACACAGAACAACAAUAAAUUCCAACAGCAACUAAAGCCUCAAAUUCGCAGUGCAAGAUUUCGUUGUGGCAAGUUUGGGAGCUGGCCAAAGCGAAGCCAUCGACAUCGACAUCGCAGGGAGCAGACAAAACAAGCGGAGACCACAGCCACACAAAUGCACAGCUGCAAAGCGACGCAAACGGAGCAACUGAGCACGAAGGUCGCUGCCAACCUGGUGACUGCAACACAAAGGCACAGAGACAAGGGAUUCCUUUGGCUGCGACGCAGCAGCUAGACACAGUCGAAAAAAGAAAAGAAAACAGAACUAGGAGGAACCUUUAGUUGAAGCAUAUUCGACUAAAAGAUACCCUUUUUAUUUCUUUACUAUUUUAAAUUUCAGCAUUACAUUAUUAUAUUUGUUUUUAUUACUCUAGCGUAUUGAAACUUUUAAAACG
Messenger RNA from Drosophila sulfurigaster albostrigata, 1367 nucleotides. RefSeq lists its product as uncharacterized. The transcript has 4 exons. The coding region runs from base 176 to 1207 and encodes 343 amino acids. NCBI's taxonomy places the organism in Eukaryota, Metazoa, Arthropoda, Insecta, Diptera, Drosophilidae. The record is from RefSeq and is a predicted model, not a curated record.